AUGUCACUUGCUGAUGAACUUCUUGCUGAUCUUGAAUAUAUGGAUGGAGGUCAAGGACCUUCAGGUGAUUCAAAAGAAGAAUCAAUGGAAACUGAACAAGUUUCGUCUGCAAUGAAUUUUUUACCAAAUAAAAAUAGUGUUCAUGCAGUUGCAAAAUUAAAAGAUUCAAUAUUAUUACAAGAAACAAUGAAAAAAAUCGAAUUUCAUACAAAACAUCAACGAAAAUCAACAAUGGAAAUUCAAGGUCCUGUUGAACAUGAUCCUGAAUAUUUACUUAUUGUUGAUGCAAAUAAUUUACUUGUUGAAAUUGAUAAUGAAAUUGAUAUUAUUCAUAAUUUUGUUCGAGGACUUUAUCGAAAAAGAUUUCCUGAAUUAGAACAACUUGUUCAAUUACCAUUAGAUUAUCUUAAAACUGUUCAAGAAUUAGGAAAUAAAGUUGAUCAAGCGAAAGCAAAUGAAAAUUUACUUAAAUUUUUAACACAAGCAACAAUUAUGAUUGUUAGUGUAUCAGCUUCAACUACUCAAGGACAAAAUUUAACUGAUGAAGAAUUAGAACGUGUUAUGGAAGCAUGUGAUAUUGCAAGGAAAUUAAGUGAAAAUAAACAAACAAUAUUAUCUUAUGUUGAAUCUCGAAUGACAUUUAUUGCACCAAAUUUAUCAAUUAUUGUUGGUGCAUCAACUGCAGCUAAAUUAAUGGGUAUGGCUGGUGGUUUAACAAAUUUAACAAAAAUGCCUUCAUGUAAUAUUCUAUUAUUGGGUGCACAUAAGAAACUUCUGGGUGGAUUUUCAACAACAGCAGCUAUGCCUCAUGCAGGAGCGAUUUUUUAUUCAAAAAUUGUUCAAGAUUGUCCACCGGAUCUUCGAGUAAAAGUCGCACGUUUAGUUUCUUGUAAAGUAACAUUAGCUGCACGUGUUGAUAGUUUUCAUGAAAGUCCUCAAGGUCAACAAGGAAAAAUUUUAUUAAGUGAUAUUGAACGACGUAUAGAAAAAUUAGAAGAACCACCACCAGUUAAAGCAGUGAAACCAUUACCACCACCCAUUGAUCCUGGAAGAAAGAAACGUGGUGGACGAAGACAUAGAAAAAUGAAAGAACGUCUUGGAAUGACUGAAUUACGUAUUGGUGCUAAUAAAACCAAAUUUGGAGAGAUUGAAGAAGAUGCUUAUCAAGAUGCAGUUGGAUUUUCAACAGGUAUGCUUGGAAAAUCUGGCUCAGGAAAAGUUCGAGCAGCACAAGUUGAUUCGAAAACAAAAGCAAAAAUAUCUCAAAAACUUCAAAAAACUUUACAACGUCAAAAUAAUGCAUAUGGUGGUACAACAACAGUACAUAAUAGAAAACAAAUUAGUGGAACAGCAUCAAGUGUUGCUUUUACUCCACUUCAAGGCCUUGAAAUUGUUAAUCCAAAUGCAGCUGAUAAAGAUAAAACAGGAAUCGAAAGUCAAAAAUAUUUUUCGAAUACAUUUGGUUUUACUAAAAUUAGUCCAUCUGUUAUACCAAAAACAACUUAA
Messenger RNA from Adineta steineri, 1506 nucleotides. NCBI's taxonomy places the organism in Eukaryota, Metazoa, Rotifera, Eurotatoria, Adinetida, Adinetidae. The record is from the annotation of a GenBank genome assembly.